GGCUUUAGCUAUAUUCCCUGGAAUUUUCACGAAAUUAAUCCUGGGGAGUAUUUAUUUGACAAUGAGAGAAAUGUUGUUGAGUUCAUCCAACUUGCAAAUCGCCUAGAUCUUCUUGUCCUUCUUCGUGUUGGCCCUUACAUUUGUUCGGAAUGGGAUUUUGGUGGACUUCCAGCUUGGCUCUUGUCUGACAAUCCAAACUUGAAAAUACGUUCUACAUCACCAGAGUACAUCAACUCGGUAAUUCGAUGGUUCUCUCAAUUGCUUCCUAAAUUGAAACCGCUGCUUUAUCAAAACGGUGGACCAAUUGCUAUGAUUCAACUAGAAAAUGAAUAUGGUUCUUAUUAUACCUGUGAACAGGAGUACCUUUCUUCACUCUAUGAAUAUGCUAGAUUUGUUCUUGGAGAUGAGAUUAUUCUAUACACAACUGAUGGGAAUUCCCUGUCUUAUCUCAAAUGCGGGUCUUCCGAUCGCAGACUCUUUUCUACCGUCGAUUUCGGGGUUGACGGAGCCAGGAAUCCUAAUGAAUCGUUUAAGUCGCUCCUGGAAUUCCAACCCCAUGGACCUUUGGUGAAUAGUGAAUACUACACGGGCUGGUUAGAUCAUUGGGGUGAAAAAAGACAUCGAGUUGACGCCCUGAAAUUGGCCCAAGGGGCGGCUAACAUUUUAAACAUGUCAAAUAAAGUCAGUCUCAAUUUUUACAUGUUCCACGGAGGAACAAACUUUGGCUUCUGGAGUGGUGCCAAUUCCGCUAGUGACAUCAUCAUCACCUCCUACGAUUAUGAUGCUCCAAUUGCUGAAGAUGGAGACACUACUUACAAAUACAUGGUCCUUCGAGACCUCUUUUACAGUAUCAAGAAACAAAGACCUCUCCCAAUUCCACCCAAUAUAUCCAAAGCUGCCUAUGGCAAAGCCUCGGUUAAUUUCGUGAGUGUCAAUAAAACACUUCCAUUAUACUCGCACCUAAUCUACGACUUGAAAGAGGGUGUUCAUUCUGUCCGGCCCCUACACAUGGAGGCGGUCAAACAGUACCAGGGUUUUAUGGCCUAUUCGGUGGUAUUGGGUGAGAGGGAAGGCAAAGCCAGUCUGCAAUUUGAACGUGUCAAGGAUGUUGGAUAUGUGUUCACAACGGAUCCGAGCGUUAAGUCAAUUAGUUAUUUCGGCUCCCUUGCGGGUCGAGGCGCCUUAAAUAUCACUCUUGACAAGGAGCACCCAAUUCUUACAAUUGUAACCGAAUGCCAAGGACACAUCAACUUUGGCGCAUCGAUGAUGGGUGAUGUCAAGGGAAUUGUUGGACGUGUCCUGAUUGAUGGUCUUGAACUCCUCAAUUGGGAUAUGAAGGGACUCGAUUUUCGAACAGUUAAUCCACCCUAUUUAGCAGAAAAUGGAGACUCCUCCUAUCCAGACUCAGGAGCGAUUUACAAGGGUGUCUUCGAUGUCCCCUCUCCACCAGCGGACACUUUUGCAGUGCUGAAAGGUUUCAGUCGGGGUGUCUUGGCAAUAAAUGGUAAUAUUGUGGGACGGUACAAUCCCCGUGCAGGACCGCAAGUUAGCCUCUACGUUCCAAGCAGCAUGCUAGUGACUGGUGAAAACACAAUCAGUAUUUUGGAGUUGGAGAAAAUCGAUCCACGCUGUCACAAAAACGCCUCUCUUUGUUACGUCACUUUCCGGGAUUCACCUCUGUGGUCUAAUUGA
Molecule: messenger RNA, 1692 nt
Organism: Rodentolepis nana
Lineage: Eukaryota; Metazoa; Platyhelminthes; Cestoda; Cyclophyllidea; Hymenolepididae
Source: the annotation of a GenBank genome assembly